Molecule: messenger RNA, 1227 nt
Organism: Fragaria vesca subsp. vesca
Lineage: Eukaryota; Viridiplantae; Streptophyta; Magnoliopsida; Rosales; Rosaceae
Product: chaperone protein DnaJ-like
Exons: 5
Coding region: 287-946 (219 amino acids)
Source: RefSeq, a predicted model, not a curated record
AGAUUGGUUUCUGGAGACUUCUUGGGAAGGCUUGCUGAUCCUGUUCCUUUCCCUUCCAGGCCUAAAACAUGUUUAAUAUUCAUUCCUCCAUAUCCAAAUCACCAACAAGUAGCAGACCAAGUUUGGUUGCAUAUAAAUUCCCUUCUUCUAUGAUUGCGAGGUGCUAAAACCUCUUGGGUACCAUAAUUUGUCGACCAGAAAAAUUUGGUGAGAAGCUGUGUUGUGGUUUUGGUGGUCUUGUCUUUGUGCCAAGUUUGGUUUUUGGUUCAAAUUAAGCAAUCGAAGAAUGGAAGAGAAAGGCAAUGACUUUUAUGCUGUUAUGGGGUUGAAGAAGGAAUGCUCUGACUCGGAGCUCAGGAAUGCUUAUAAGAAACUUGCACUGAUAUGGCACCCAGAUCGUUGCUCUGCCUCAGGAAAUUCAAAGUUCGUGGAAGAAGCCAAGAAGAAGUUUCAGGACAUUCAACAAGCCUAUUCUGUUCUGUCCGACGCCAACAAGAGGUUUCUGUACGAUGUAGGAGCUUAUGAAAGUGAUGAUGACGAAAAUGGAAUGGGUGAUUUUUUAAACGAGAUGGCGGUGAUGAUGAGCCAGACUAAGCCGAAUGAAAAUGGAGGAGAGAGCUUCGAACAAUUGCAGGAGCUCUUUGAAGAAAUGUUUCAGGGGGAUAUUGAGGGCUUUAGCUCCUGCUCUCAGCCUCCUACUUCCUGUUCUACUUCCUCAUCUUCAUACGCAUUGUACUGUGAAAAUUCUACUCCCAGUAACAAACGUAAUUCCUCCGCAAUGAAUUAUGGCAACGCAACCCUGGACAGUUCUGGUUUUGAUGCUCAUUUUCACAAUUUCUGUGUAGGGGUGAGUGCUCUUGCCUUAAUGUUAUCAGUUUCAAUACGAUGCCCAAAUUUAUUAUGUGUCCUUUUUGAAGCUGGUGAAGGCUUGUCCUUGAAUAUAUGAGAAACAUGGUUAUUCCAGUUAAAGUCUUGCAUUAUAAUAUCUUUGAACCGAUUUUACAAAGACAAGAAAAACAUUUUUGUAUUUAGAAUAUAACCAUACUGCUGUGAUAACUCUACUCCCUUUUCCUUUUUGUUCUUCGGUUUAAUUUUUUAUGCUUCAUAUUCAUCUAAUUGUGAUUGAUAAUGUGAAGACAGGCGGGAAGCCAGCAAAGGAUCGGGAAGGGGAUGCCAGGAAGAGAAAGGAUUCCAGGAGGAGUAACCGGUAGGCGAAGGGAGGGCAGG